CCGCCCUCUUGCCGCGCUCCGGCUCCUCCUAGCUCCACGGUUGGGCCCGGGCCUGCGCUCCGCUUCUCGGUCCGAACCGCGCCUCCCCGCCCAAGCCUAAACCCCUCCUCCAUCUCCCAUUCGGAGCCACGCCACAAGACCCGAACCCGCCUCCGGGGGCGGAGCUGCACCAGGUGCGGACCCGGGGCGUGGCGGGCGUCCGGGAGCGCCAGGUGCGGCUUCCGUGUCAAGAUGGCUGCCGCCUGCCGCAUCGGCCCCCGGCUCACGCCCGGCCGCCGCCUUCCUGCCGGGACGCCGCUGCUUCCCGUCGCCCUCUGCCUCCUUUGCUGGGCACCGGCAGCUGUGGGCGCCGUUCCCGAGCUCGGGCUCUGGGCAGCGACAGUCAGCGACAAAUCAGGACCUUUGAUAUUUAGAAAAACUAUGUUUAAUGCUACAGAAAUCAGGUUUUCUGUUAAGUCAUUCAGUUGUUCUGGGCCUGUGAAGUUUACCAUUGAGUGGCAUUUGAAGUAUUAUACCUGUCAAAAUGAAUAUUCUAAGCUGGAGGAGGAGCUAUCACAAAAACAUGACCCCAGUGUCGAUGAAGACUUUUGUGGUCAUUAUUUCAAGAACACUGAAUGUUGGACAACAAAAUAUGAAAACAUAAAUUGCAACAGUGACUUACAGGUGUUUCCCUCUUUGAAUCUUUUCCCCAUAGAAACGCAGCAACAUAAAAUGGAAUCAUUCUAUUUGUUUUUCCAGAAUAAGGAACUAAUUACAAAUAUCAGAAAUGUUUCAAACCAGGAAGGAUCAACAGAUGUAAUAGCCAGAACACAGAGAGAUGGGUUUCAUAUAUUUAUUGUUUCUAUGAAAACGGACAAAACAGAUGCAAGAUGGAAUUUGAAUGUGUCUCUUUCCAUGAUUGGGCCUCAUGGAUAUAUUUCUGCAUCAGAUUGGCCUCUAAUGAUUUUUUACAUGGUGAUGUGUAUCGUUUAUAUUUUAUAUGGCGUACUGUGGCUGAUGUGGUCUGCCUGUUAUUGGAAAGAUAUAUUAAGAAUUCAGUUCUGGAUUGCAGCUGUAAUUUUCCUGGGAAUGCUUGAAAAAGCAGUUUUUUAUACUGAAUAUCAGAACAUCAGCAGCACUGGGCUAUCAACCCAGGGUUUAUUGAUAUUUGCGGAGUUGAUAUCUGCGGUUAAGAGGACAUUGGCUCGCCUUCUUGUGAUCAUUGUGAGCUUGGGCUACGGCAUCGUGAAGCCUCGUUUAGGAACAGUCAUGCACCGGGUGGUUGGACUGGGGAUUCUUUACUUCAUCUUCGCAGCUAUUGAAGGCGUGAUGAGAGUUAUUGGGGGUUCUAACCAUUUAGCUGUCAUUUUGGGUGACAUUAUUUUGGCAGUUAUUGACUCCAUUUUUGUAUGGUUCAUAUUUAUAAGUUUGGCACAAACUAUGAAGACUCUAAGGCUAAGAAAGAACACGGUGAAAUUUUCUUUAUACAGGCACUUUACAAAUACUCUGAUCUUUGCUGUACUGGCAUCUGUAGUGUUUAUGGUGUGGACGACUAAGACAUUUAGAAUUGCAAAAUGUCAAUCAGAUUGGAUGGAACGUUGGGUUGAUGAUGCAUUCUGGAGCUUCCUUUUCUCGCUUGUCCUUAUUGUGAUAAUGUUUUUGUGGAGACCGUCAGCAAACAACCAGAGAUAUGCCUUCAUGCCAUUAAUAGAUGAUUCUGAUGAUGAAAUUGAAGAAUUCAUGGUAACAUCUGAAAAUUUAACUGAAGGAAUAAAAUUAAGAGUCUCAAAAACGGUUUCCAACGGAACAGCUAAACCUGCUACUUCUGAAAACUUUGAUGAAGAUUUGAAGUGGGUGGAAGAAAAUAUUCCCUCUUCAUUCACAGAUGUAGCUCUUCCAGUGUUAGUGGACUCAGAUGAGGAAAUCAUGACCAGAUCUGAAAUGGCAGAAAAAAUGUUCUCUUCAGAAAAGAUAAUGUGAUUGGAACCCAUAUAAAUGAAACUCCGUUAAUGGUGAAAGACUUCCUCGAGUCUGAAAGAGAGCUUUGUUUUGAUCUAGUGCAACAAGUUUUUAUUGCAUUAUCUUGGAAAUCUGUGUAUUAAAAUUAAGAAUUCAGGUGGUAGGAGGGUUCUGUAGCCCUUUUAAGCUACUCUUAAAUGUCAGCUUAAUGUCCAUCAAAUUGCCUGGAUUUGGAAGUAAUCUAAGAGAAGUAUUAUGAUAAAGAAAUAUGCCCGAAUGCUCUUAGUUGGGAGGAGGCAGGGAUGUGGAUUUGGGCUCUCUUUUCUCUGAAAAAUAUGACAAUUCCAGAUUUAAAAAUAUUUUUUAUGUAAACACUUCUACCAUUCUUCCACUCACUAACCUUUGGGGUAGAUGAUGUAAUUCCUCUGACGUGUGGUAAAGAGGCAACUCCAUCUCUUAGGUUUAUAGUUACUAGAUGCAAUAAUAAUAUUCUUUGACUUUUAUACUGAAGUAAUUUGAUAUUAAGUAAAACAACCUUAGAACAUAA
Molecule: messenger RNA, 2485 nt
Organism: Suricata suricatta (meerkat)
Lineage: Eukaryota; Metazoa; Chordata; Mammalia; Carnivora; Herpestidae
Gene: TMEM87B
Product: transmembrane protein 87B
Exons: 19
Coding region: 232-1959 (575 amino acids)
Biological process (GO): retrograde transport, endosome to Golgi
Cellular component (GO): membrane; Golgi apparatus
Source: RefSeq, a predicted model, not a curated record